Molecule: messenger RNA, 565 nt
Organism: Orbicella faveolata
Lineage: Eukaryota; Metazoa; Cnidaria; Anthozoa; Scleractinia; Merulinidae
Source: RefSeq, a predicted model, not a curated record
GCAUAUAAGCGCUAAUGUAAACGCGUACGAAAUCAUUAACCAGGUACACUUGCACAGGGAACAUUGAAGAGCAGAAGAUAUAUUUAUGGCCUCCAAAGUCUUGCUUAUUCUUUGUCUUGUGGCUUUGUUCACACCACUCUGGAGUUUACCUUUACCUAUGCAAAAUGAUGUCAUGGACGAAAGUGGCAGUGGCGAAGAUGAAAGUGGUGGAAGUGGCAGUGACGACGGAAGUACCGAGGAGGAAAGUGUAGAAGAUGAAAGUGGAGACGACGUUGAUGAUAAUGCAAAUGACAAGGUAAUUGAGGAUGACGAAACUAGUGAAGACUCUGGAGAUGACAGCGGUGAUGGAGAUGAAGAUGAAAGUGCUGAAGAUGAUAACGGUGAUGAAAAUACCGAUGAGCCUGAUAAUGACAGCGGUGAUGGAGAUGAUGACGGCGGCGAAGAUGAUGAUGAGCCUGGUGAUGACAGCGGUGAUGGAGAUGACGAUGAGCCUGAUAAUGACAGCGGUGAUGGAGAUGAUGAUGAACCUGAUGAUGACGGUGCUGAUGGAGAUGACGAUGAAUAA